CUCAUUAGACAGGACAGCCUGCAUGGUGUGAAGACGGUUGAUUCCUUCAGCCUUCAGGCGUGGCUUGGCCAUUCCGCACUUUUGUCACUGAACAUCUUCCUUCCAAAGAAUUUUGAGAAGCCUUGAGCAGCAUGCAUCCUUUGCUCCUGACUAUCAAAGAACUCUGAUCUUGAAUGCAGGUGUCGUAAGUCUGGUGGUGGUGUGGUGCCACCAAUCGUUUUGGACGUUUUUAUAGAAAUUUGGCACUGCUAAGGAAAAACAGAAGAGCGGGGAGUCGAUGAUGUGUGACAGCCGGGUGCCUGCAUCUCCGGAAUUGUGAAGGCUUGUUCAACUUACAAAGCAGGAGAGCUGAGCAGCGAUGGCUGCGGAGGUGGUGGGACUUGUAGGAAGGGGCUAUUCUAUAUGUACCCAAAGCAAAAUAGGUUUCCAAGAAGUACCUAAGCCGGCAGCCACAAACAAGUUCCGUUGCUGUGCUUCUGCUCAGGCGCCAGCUUGCUCCUUCAGAGACACACCCAGUGGUCAAAAUGAGGACGUCGGCUGGAGGCCGGUGCUGGCUGCGUCUUCCAGGGCUUUGAGGAUACGUUAUUUUGAUGGUUCUCAGCUUAGAAGACACCAGCUUAUUAGAGCACCAGGUUGGGCGUCGGGCAAUUUCCAUUCAAAGUCUCAUGGCCGAAGGCACUCAAAUGUAGAGACCCUGACAAACUGCGAAACACAGUCCGUAGAAGUUUGUUCCUUGAGAGAAGCACCGGUGCUAAGCUGCACGGGAGAUUCUCAAGAAAAAGUAGAUUUAUCGGCAGGAAACGUCCAGCCUGCUCCGGAAGUCGUUCCAGGGAAGGAACGUCUGAAACAUAAAUAUCUUUUAAGUGUUGCCGCUCUGCCGAGCUUAGCCGCUGUACUUUAUGCCCCACUUGCGACUGGUGACAUUGCACUUCACCUGGAGCUCAAAGUUCCUGACCUUGGGGUGGCCAUUUUCACGGCGGCAGCUGCGCUGGUGUGGGUGCGCUUGUUUGAUGAGCUCGCGCGGAGAAACGUUUUUGAAAGGAAACUCAGCCGCAAGCUGGUGCACAUCAGCUCUGGCCUUUUGUUCAUGCUCUUCUGGCCAGUCUUUAGUGCAAAUCCAAACUCGCGGUUGUAUGCUGCCCUUGUGCCGGCAGCCAACCUAGUGCGACUAGCCGCCGUCGGUACCGGGCUGAUCAAAAGCGAAGAUACGGUCAAAGCCAUCAGUAGGGAGGGCGAUAGAAGGGAACUGCUUGGCGGCCCCCUCUACUACGUCAUUGUGUUGAUAGCUGCGACCGUCUGCUUCUGGCGGCAAUCGCCCAUUGGGGUGUCGGCGCUAGCGCUUAUGUGCGCAGGCGACGGAAUUGCUGAUAUUGUCGGAAGACGGUUCGGGAAAGGGCUGAAGCUUCCCUACAACAAGUCGAAGAGCUGGGCAGGGAGCGCCGCUAUGUUCGUGACGGGGACAGCGACGGCCCUCCUGUAUGUAACAUACUUCUGCAACUUCGGGUUCUACGAGUGCAACAUGAUGCACACGGCUUUGAAGGUGGCAGCGAUCGCCCUUGCUGCCACGAUUGUCGAGUCACUGCCCAUCACAGAUACAUUCGAUGAUAACGUUACAGUUCCGCUCACAUGCGUUGCUGUUGGCUCGUUACUCUUCCCAGCCUGAUCACUGGGACUCAAGAGGUUGAUUAGCUCGGUCGGGACUAGGUUAGCGGAGGACAAGACAGGCUGCGCCAUUUCAGCCUCACGACGAUCAGAGUGGCUCAGGCCAGAGAUACAUCAUAGAAUCAUACGUAGUCUAGGGACACGCUCAGUCGUGGCGGAUAUAGAAAGUGCAUGAUGCUUGCGGCGGUUUUGCGAGGAGAUUUGAAGCGGCUUAGUUUACAUAAUAUGUUGAUUGAUCAGACGACUGGACAAAAGCUUGGCCGAGGUUUUGCCAACUUAGAUUGUGCCUACCAAUCACGAGUCCGUGGGGCCAUCUAAGUAUUGCUAAGUUGGCGUUGCCUGCGACUAGCCUCUGAAGCUUUGAUCAACAUGUAUUUGGUCAGGAUCCACACUCACAAUACCGCUUAGUUCGCAAAGGUGGUGUUGCGCGCCACGUCC
Klebsormidium nitens is the source of this 2100-nucleotide messenger RNA. The record is from the annotation of a GenBank genome assembly. Lineage: Eukaryota; Viridiplantae; Streptophyta; Klebsormidiophyceae; Klebsormidiales; Klebsormidiaceae.